Molecule: messenger RNA, 445 nt
Organism: Paramecium sonneborni
Lineage: Eukaryota; Ciliophora; Oligohymenophorea; Peniculida; Parameciidae
Source: the annotation of a GenBank genome assembly
AUGAACAUCUACAAACUCAGAUCCUUAAUUUAUGUGUUUGAUUAAGAAUAAUGGUUUAAAUCAAUUUAAUAGUUGUUACUAACUUAAGAUAAAAAUUAAUAAUAUUUGAAUAUAAUUCAAGAAGCGUAUUUUUAAAACUUAACUAAGAUUGAAGAAUAAUGUAUAAGAGACCUAUUAAAACUUUUAUUAAAAGAGAAUGAAAAGUUUCAAAGUAUAAGAUUAUCAAGAAUAUUGCAUCAUUACAUUUUAAAAAAUGCAAGCAAAUUGGAAGGAUUAGAGGAAAUUAUUACGAAUUCAUAAUAAUUAGCAAUAAAGAAAGUAUUGUAGUAAGAUAAUUUGAUGGAAAUUUUGGAAUCACUUUAAUUUAGAGUUGCUCAUAUGAAAAGUAUUCCAAAACAAAUAAGCCGAGUAUAUUUUGAGGAGAAUAUAUAAAUUAUAAAAUGAG